AUGCGAGCCUUGUGCGCGUUGGCGUUGCUGUGCUUCGCCACAGCUGCGGCAGCCGAAGAGAACGCGAUAGUGGGCACGUCGGUGAACACGCAGUGGGACUCGGAGUUGGACACACCGCCGGGCACGCAGGUGGACAUUGUCUACUGCAACCACACCGUCCUAAAGAGAGAUGGAAGCUUCCAAGUGGAUCAGUGCCGCGAUAUCUGCGUGCACAUCGCGGGCACGUGCCUCGCUGCGGAACGCACGAUGCCCAAAGACAUCGAGAUUGAGGGAAUACCCGUGACCGCGGAGUGCUUCAGCAGUGCCGCAGAAGAAUACGAUAAGAGUUGCAUCUUUGCCAUGAGUAAGGAUGUCAACACGGGGCUUCGGAUCGCUUCGGGCAUCGUACCCAUAAAGGAAACCGGCGUGAAGACGGUCAGCGUCUCAAACAUGACCUCCCCCAUCGUGUUCGUACAGCUCAUCACGGAUUCCGGCGAACACUUGCCGCCAAAGGCCAGGGUCGCGGUAAACGUCGUAAACAAGACAAACUUCAAUCUCUCCAUCAAGGGGGUACCGGCGAGCAGCGACACUACAUCAGGGUCGGAGUUGUUCGUACAAUGGAUAGCAAUCGACGAGUCAGACCUGCUCAAGGGUUUCAGGCACUACCACGUAGACCUGCAAAAGUACAAAAUCACUAGCAAGGAGCGGCAUAGGCACGGUAUUGACCUCACAAAUGCGCAGGGUUGGUCGGAGAACAUCGCAAUGUUCGUGCAAGAGCUUUCGACGAAUGUGGAGGUGACGGCGGCGUUAAUCACGACGGAAAAUAGCAUAACAGUUAAUAUCCAGCCCACAUACCUUAGUGAAGAAAUAGGAAAAGAGGGGUCGUCGGUCUCGGCCGAAGUAGCAGUGCUACUGGUAGACAUGAACCACUUCAAAAACGGCGCGAAGGUGAUGUUCGGAAACCUACCGAUCUCAUUCCCAGCGUGGCGCAGAAGUAAGGAGGGGGUGCAACUCGAAAUGGCCAAGCCAGAGCAGGGGCUAAUAUUUUUCACCCCGCACUACAACCGUAUCACCAGUGCAAUUCCAGUGGAAUCCUGUUGGUUCGACUAUGUUGCCAGCGAACACGGAAGCUUUUUCUGCCACCUAGAACCCGAGUCGCUCAUUACGCUACCGCAUAUAGACACACCCAACUUCGCACUCAUGUUGGUGGGGAAUGCCACCGAUGCCAAGGAGGAUGAUAUCGACAAGUUCAGGUACAAGAAUUGUUACGACGCAUACUCGACGAAACUUUCGGCGCAAAAGGAGCGGCAAAAACCGUGGAAAGAAACCGAAGACAUGGAGUGCAAGAGAUCAUGUUUGGCGCAGUACCAUCUAUGCCGGGGGCGUGCAUCUUGCCUAAAAGCAUACAUGAACGUGGCGUGCGAGAUCGAUGGGUACGUGUACAAAAGUCAGGAGCACAAGGUUGUGGAGAAUCCACCUACGUUUGUCGAUUUAAUACACGUGCUCUCGUACGAACUGAAAGGUGCGGUAUGCAAGGGGCUGCUAGAUGCCGCCAAAAUCGACGAACUGAAGAAGCACAAAUAUCAAUGGGAACGCCACGCCGAAGAGCUAUGCCGAGCCAAAGAAGGUGAGGGUAAACAAGAUGAUGUCCUGGUGGUCAUAGACGGGCACCUCUCGGCCAAAUUUUGUGAGAACAUCAACGACCGUGACGAGGUCGAGUGGACUCCUCUUACGUCCAUGUGGGAUAAGCUGGUGGUAAACGGCAAAGCAAAAACUGUCGAAGAAAUUUUCGAGAAUCGAACAGUCUUUGGUUUAUGCCACAAGGACGGCAUUAUACAUAUGAAUCAGUAUUUCGAUCACUUGAAAGAGGAGCCGGAACUGCCUGAAGAAGAUGUUUCCGUGGACUGUAUCGAGUCCGAAUGGGCGGAAUGGGGGCAAUGCAGCGCCGAGUGUAUCCCGGAUGACGGAGUGGUUAUCAGGAAACGUGUACGUUACGUGCUGCAGAAACCGUCGGGAAACGGUCGCAAGUGCGUCAUAGAGGAAACGAAGCCGUGCGUAGAAGGCGAAAUACCCGUAUGUAGUAAAAUCUGCCUCUUGACGGAAUGGACCGAUUGGUCCAGGUGUGUCAAGUACAAACAGCACAGGGAAAGAUACGUGAAGAGCUAUACCGUACAUUGUGAUACCGCAGAGAAGGUGGAAGUCAGAGAUUGCAAACCUGGUGGCGAUGAUGAGUUUACAUUGGGAGAAGGAGAGGACGACGAGGAGGAGGAAGAGGACGAAGAUGAAGGUGAAGAGGACGACGACGAAGGUGAAGAGGACGACGACGGGGAAGAGGAUGAAGAUGAAGAUUAUAUGCGUGAUGAUGGUCGUAAAGGUGCUGAUUACGAGACGGGGGAAACGCUCCACGGGAAAGAAAAUAGAAACCAGCCUCGCUAUUUACCUCAAAGCAGCGCGUUGCGUCAACCGAGGCGCAUGCUGCAUACCAGCGGCGUAUCAGGUCGGACUGAACCCAGAGGAUACCGCAGAACUCAAGUGAAGCGUAACCGUGAUGGGGAUCCAGGAGACGGAGGUGAGAUUGGCCACCGGCAAGACUCGCCGACGUUGGAAGUGGAGGACGAGACCAUGGAUUCAGAUGACAGCGACGAGACUGAUGAUCUUUCAUUUUCUAGUGGUGGAAGACUUCUGCAGAGCGGGCCCCAUUCGCCGUCCAACAUCCAGUUAACCAGCAGAGUCGAUGAAAGGGGAGCGCAUAGUGAAAAGGCUCGGAGGAGAAAGGCCCAGGGGGGCAAAUCGCACUCCAAACAGCGAACAGCUGACGAAACAUCACUCCUAGAGUUUCAGGAGGAUCAGGAAAAUAGAAACUGCCACCUGUGGUCCGAGUGGUCAGGAUGUUCCUCCGUCUGCAACGACGAUGUAGGGCGCCAGUACAAAGUGUCUACCAGGUGUGACGCGCACAGCACAUACGAACUCUCAGACAAAAUCGAUAAAAGACUCUGUGAGCAUCAGGAGGACUGUGGCCUCAAAGCGCCUCUCGUUUGCAAGCAGGUCAGGAGCCUGUACUUCUCAGAGGCGGAUGACGUAAUUUGCCAAGAGGAGUGCGUAAGGCUGCUGCAAUCGUGCAGGGAGACCAAGGAACGCAAUCACCUCCUGUGCCUUGCAAAACUCAGGACAGUGUCCGCCGAAGACGCCAGCUUCUUCCACAGAUGCGUACUGCCCGAUGAGCAGGAGGAGACCCUGAAGCUGUUGCACACGCUUUUUCAAAACAGGUGCUUCAUCUCGAGGGCGUCGUACUCCCAGGAGGAGGGUUCAUGGGUCAACAAGGAAACGCGAAGCUGCCACUGCUCCAUACCCGGAUCAGUGCCCUGCACAGCUAAAGAAUUACACUACACCAGGAAUGACGUAUACAGGGACCUAAUAGACUCGGGAUUCUGUCCCAGCCUCAACUACAAACAGGCGUUCUUUAAUGUGUGGAAGCAAAAUGCGCUACCCGACUCGCUGACGUACGUGUCGCUGGCAGACAACCAGCGGUUACAUUGCCCGCUGGGGGUGGAUGACGAAACGUUCACGUACACGCAAUUUGCUGAAGGAGAGCUAGAGAACUACUGCAGACACGGGCCCGUGUAUGCUGCCAUGAAAGCAAUGACGGAGCGUCCGGUCAGGCAGUACGCCCACAAAUACGACUGCUCAACGGUUGUGUCAACCUCGUCAACAAUGACAGACUUUGAAUGCGGCGCGCUCUGCCGAACAGUUCGGGCGAAGUGCCUGACGAAUCACAAGAAAUAUCUGAAGUGCAUCAAAGACAGGCUGACAGACUUCAGAUACGAGGCUGAUAUUUUCAAGGAGUACGGAUGCAAACUGCCGCCAACCUUAGACUCUACGUUCGACGAGGAAUACUACAGGGCGUUUAUCGGCACAAUGGAAACGGAACAAGCCGACAAAAUGCCUUGCAUUAUCCUUACACAAAACGCCAUCUUGCACUGUGAGGCCGAAGAACUUCUCAACAACCCAGACACGCUUGUCGCAUGUAUGGCACGGCAUAUGGGCGAAGCAGAGCCUACCACACCUGCCGGGCCACCAACGCUGUUCGAGGCCACGAUGGCCUCCGUAGAACGGUUCAAGCAGAAUUGCAAGUUCAGCCCAUCCCGCAAGGCGGGCUCUGGAUAUGUGAUGUGCAGGUUCCCCACGGAAACGGAUGGAUACGAGAACUGGAGUCAGUGGUCAGAAUGCACCGCGAAUUGUAACGACUUCGAAAACGUGGCAACGCGGUACAGGACACGAAGGAUGGCAGCGGCAGCCAAAAAUACGUUCUUCCGCCUGCGAGAGGGGACACUGCAGUUCGAACUCUGCCUACACCUUCCCGGCUGCGAAAAGGGCAGAUGGAUCGAUAGCUUCAGCGAGGAAGACGGCAUCCACUUGGUGGACUACGAGGCGUACAGCGAACACCACAACGAAAAUAACGUCAACUGGUUGGAGCAGACAUAUUUGCAGUAUCCGGAGCUGCGCAACACAUCCAGCGAGUCCGCAUCCUGCCAAAUAUACAAGUCGUCCAAAAUCUUCUCCUCCAAGGGUACCAUCUGCGGUUGCCCGCACGGGCACAAGCCGUGCUCAUUCGCGACCGCCAUGGCCGAUCCCAUGUGGAUGGUGGGGAUGCAAAACUUCUGCCAGAAGCGGCCGCUGGCGUCCAUAGGUUUUGAAGGGACUAUCAGGGACUACCGAUACUACUGCAACAUAGGGAUGCUGUUCAUGCAGACGGAGUACAGCGGGCCUCUGGCCUGCGAGUACUUCGACAACGAAGAGUACGUGGCCUGCCAGGCCUCCGACACCAAGCCGAUUACGCUGCGCAGCAAACAGUUCACGCUCAUGGGUGUCUGCCUGGGCGUGGUAUUCUGCACUUACGCGGUCAUUUUGUACCUCAUUAAGAACCGCAGGAAGCGUAACAGCGCUGAGAAAAAGAGCGACUGA
Molecule: messenger RNA, 4941 nt
Organism: Babesia bigemina
Lineage: Eukaryota; Apicomplexa; Aconoidasida; Piroplasmida; Babesiidae
Exons: 1
Coding region: 1-4941 (1646 amino acids)
Source: RefSeq, a predicted model, not a curated record